Messenger RNA from Anastrepha ludens (Mexican fruit fly), 10555 nucleotides. It is a transcript of the gene rdgB, whose product is annotated as protein retinal degeneration B. NCBI's taxonomy places the organism in Eukaryota, Metazoa, Arthropoda, Insecta, Diptera, Tephritidae. Gene Ontology annotation, cellular component: cytoplasm. The transcript is spliced from 17 exons. The record is from RefSeq and is a predicted model, not a curated record. The coding region runs from base 796 to 4473 and encodes 1225 amino acids. Gene Ontology annotation, biological process: phospholipid transport. Gene Ontology annotation, molecular function: phosphatidylinositol binding; phosphatidylinositol transfer activity; phosphatidylcholine intramembrane carrier activity.
CCUUGCCAGGGGCGGUUGAUAUUUGAGAAAGCUCGACGCUUUCAAGUGCGCGACUACAAUAUUGCAAAAAGGGGAGCGCAGGAAAAAUGCUAAUACAUACAUGUAUAUGUAUGUACAAGUAGUAAAUUUGUUAUUUAAAUUGUUUUGUGACUUGUGGUUUGUGUAAUCGUAUGUUGCAUAAAGUUUUCUAGCAACAGAAAAAACAAAUGCAGCGCUUAAAUCUAAUUAUGUGAGAAUGCCUGUACAAUGCCCGUGUUAUUCAAUAAAAUUGUUUACAAAUUUUUCGCUUUUCUUACCAUCGCCGUGUGAGUGCUGUGAAAACCUCACCAAGUGGUUGGUCUAACGCAUUUGAUGCAUUCAAUUUAAUGAAUUUGUCUAUUAAAUGGUUUUAUUAAGUGGAAAUUUGUGGUGCUGAAAGUUUUUCUAACACAUUGCUAUCUGUUUGCCACUGUGAAAUUGCCUGGGCACACGAAGAUAAUAGGAAAAGCAGUAGCAGCUGCUAUGUCUGUGGCUGUGUAUCUGUUGCUGUCAGCUAGCUGUUGUAAAUCGAUUAUUCGCUUGUGUAGCGGUAACGUUGUACUACUUCAAUUCUACUUCAGCUGAUUUGAAAAUUAAAUAUGAGCCUACAUUCAGGCGUACAGACAUGCAAUACAAAUUUUUCAAUUAAGUUGCAUUGGCAAUAAAAUGCAACCAUAGCAACAAAGAAAUUAAUUUAGUCAAUGUAACUGAACUAGAAUAUUUCCCGUUAUAUGAGCUCAUCCCUUGAAACACAACGAGCAUUUGCAGCGCAGCAAAAUGUUGAUAAAAGAAUACCGUAUACCCUUACCGCUCACGGUCGAGGAGUAUCGCAUCGCUCAGCUGUAUAUGAUAGCGAAAAAGAGUCGCGAAGAAAGUCAUGGCGAGGGCAGUGGUGUGGAAAUUAUCAUUAAUGAACCCUACAAAGACGGGCCCGGAGGGAAUGGCCAAUAUACGAAGAAAAUCUAUCAUGUUGGCAGCCAUUUGCCCGGUUGGAUAAAAAGUUUAUUACCAAAGAGCGCUUUGACGGUGGAGGAGGAAGCGUGGAACGCUUAUCCAUACACACGCACGCGCUACACCUGCCCCUUUGUGGAGAAAUUCUCACUCGAUAUUGAAACUUAUUACUUCCCAGACAACGGUUAUCAGGACAAUGUAUUCAAGUUGAGCGGCAGCGAUCUGAGAAAUCGCAUUGUGGAUGUCAUUGAUAUCGUCAAAGAUCAACUCUAUGGCGGUGAUUAUGUGAGGGAAGAGGAUCCGAAACUAUUUGUAUCUGAGAAAACUGGUCGCGGACCGUUGGUUGAUGAAUGGCUGGAAGAGUAUUGGCGCGAGGUGAAAGGCAAGAAGCAACCGACGACACGAAAUAUGUCGCUUAUGUGCGCAUACAAAAUCUGUCGUGUCGAAUUCCGUUACUGGGGUAUGCAAACCAAGCUCGAGAAGUUCAUACACGAUGUAGCAUUGCGGAAAACUAUGUUGCGUGCACAUCGACAGGCAUGGGCGUGGCAAGAUGAGUGGUAUGGUCUGACAAUUGAAGAUAUACGUGAGAUUGAGCGUCAAACGCAGCUUGCGUUGGCGAAGAAGAUGGGCGGUGGCGAAGAAAGCGAGAGUGAUGCGGAAGAUGCAGACAGCGUGGCAGACUUGCACGGUAGACCCAUUACUAGCAGUACAGGCAGUGAACGUCGGAAGUCUGGUGGUGCGCCGCCGCCGAUUGUAACCCAAGAGCCACCAAGCACUGAAGGCACUUCAGAUGAGGAUGAAGAGGAGGAAGCGGCACAGGAAGUGAGUGCACGUUCCCGUUCGCAGAGCAUUCAACUGACUAAGUCGAAAUUCGGCUCGAAAGGUGCACUGCACUCACCAGUUGGAUCGGCGCAUAGCUUCGAUUUGCAGCCGCAUGCUAAGAAUGUUCACCAUAAAAACGUUGCAAAUUGGCGCAUGGAGCGUCUCGAAGUGGACACUAAAUCCAACUCCGACGAAGAAUUUUUCGAUUGCGUUGAUACUAAUGAGACCAACUCCCUCGCUAAAUGGAGUUCACUUGAGUUGCUCGGCGAGGGCGACGAUAGUCCGCCACCGGGCAGUGGGGCCGCCUACAAAGACAGUCAAGAAGACAGUAUUUUCAAUCAAGACUUCCUAAUGCGUGUCGCAUCCGAGCGUGGCACUAAGCGACAACUGCGCUCUUCAGCCAGCAUAGAUCGCAGCCAUGAUACGUCGCCGCCUGGCUCGCCAAGCACGCCAUCCUGUCCCACCACCAUACUUAUACUUGUAGUACAUGCGGGCAGCGUUUUAGACGCCACUAGCGAGCUGACCGCUAAGAAGUCAGACAUUACCACAUUUCGUGGCGCCUUUGAGGGUGUUAUGCGUCAGCACUACCCCAGUCUGUUGAGUCAUGUCACAAUUAAAAUGGUACCAUGCCCCUCCAUUUGUACCGAUGCACUGGGCAUACUCUCUAGUCUCAGUCCAUACUCGUUCGAUGCGUCGCCAUCGGCUGCGGAUAUACCAAAUAUUGCUGAUGUACCGAUUGGCGCAAUACCGCUGCUAUCGGUUGCCUCACCAGAGUUUCAGGAUACCGUUAAUAAGACAGUGACUGCAGCAAAUAUUGUCUACCAUGAAUUUCUCAAAACCGAAGAGGGUCACGGUUUCGCCGGUCAGGUGGUAAUGCUGGGUGAUUCUAUGGGUUCGCUGUUGGCCUAUGAGGCGUUGUGUCGUAGCAAUGGUAUGGAUGGUGGUGGCAGUCGCUCAUCGCGCACGGACGACGAUGAACGUUUCAAUGAUUCGGAUUUGGAUGCAAAGCGGCUAUUGGUAGCACCUUCACCGCGUCGUCGACGCUCAUCAUCGAGUGAUUCACGCGGUAAUAAGUUGGACUUUGAAGUGGGUGAUUUCUUCAUGUUCGGUUCACCGCUUUCCAUUGUAUUGGCAUCACGUAAGCUGCACGAUGCCAAGGCAGCGCUGGCUCGCCCAAACUGUAAUCAGGUGUAUAAUUUAUUCCAUCCUACCGAUCCGAUUGCUUCCCGUCUGGAGCCAUUGCUCAGCGCCAGGUUUUCCAUGCUGUCACCGGUAAAUGUGCCGCGAUAUGCCAAGUAUCCAUUGGGCAAUGGGCAACCAUAUCAUCUUUUGGAAGUCAUCCAAUCAAAUCCACAACACUUCAGUGAUGCUAACAAUAUUCUGGGUGGUAGACGUCUAUCGGAUGCCUCAAUGCAAAGUACUAUUUCAGGCUUAAUUGAAAAUGUAUCGCUAAGUACAAUCCACUCACUACAAAUGAAAUGGUGGGGCACAAAACGUUUAGAUUAUGCCUUGUAUUGCCCCGAGGGCUUGAGUAAUUUUCCAGCUCACGCCUUACCACAUUUAUUCCAUGCCAGUUACUGGGAGAGCGCAGAUGUAAUUGCAUUUGUUUUGCGACAGAUUGGCAAAUUCGAUGGCAUUCCAUUUGUCGGCUCAGCCGAUGACAAAGAAACGGUUACCUUCCAUCCAAGUCAGCCGCGUGAGAAAUGGAUGAAGAAGCGCACUUCGGUAAAACUGAAAAAUGUAGCUGCCAAUCAUCGCGCCAACGAUGUUAUUGUGUUGGAGGGACGGGAGCAACGUCUCAAUGCUCGUUUCAUGUACGGUCCUUUAGACAUGAUCACUUUACAUGGCGAAAAGGUUGAUAUACAUUUAAUGAAAGAUCCGCCAGCUGGCGAAUGGACCUUCCUUGCCACCGAACUGACCGAUAAGAAUGGUCGCAUCUCAUAUAGUAUCCCAGAGCAAGUAUCCCUGGGUUAUGGUAUCUAUCCUGUUAAAAUGAUUGUGCGUGGUGAUCACACAUCGGUCGACUGCUAUGUAGCCAUAGUACCGCCGAUGACUGAAUGUGUAGUCUUUAGUAUAGAUGGUUCCUUUACGGCGUCUAUGUCGGUAACGGGGCGUGAUCCAAAGGUACGUGCCGGAGCUGUAGAUGUCUGUCGCCAUUGGCAGGAGUUGGGUUACUUGCUGAUCUAUAUCACCGGACGGCCGGAUAUGCAACAGCAACGUGUGGUGUCCUGGUUGAGCCAGCACAACUUUCCGCACGGACUAAUCUCAUUCGCCGAUGGAUUACUCACUGAUCCACUCGGGCACAAGACAGCUUACUUGAAUAAUUUAGUGCAGAAUCAUGGAAUCUCAAUUGUGGCUGCUUAUGGUAGCAGCAAAGAUAUAACUGUGUAUGCGAAUGUUGGUUUGCGACCGGAACAGAUAUUUAUUGUGGGCAAGGUUAGCAAAAAAUUACAAUCAAAUGCCACGGUGCUGAGCGAUGGUUACGCGGCCCAUCUAGCUGGUCUGCAGGUAGUAGGUGGCUCACGUCCCGCUAAGGGUAAUGCACGCAUGGUUAUACCGCGCGGCUGCUUCAAUUUACCCGGACAAGCGUCGAAUCCUCGGCGCAGAAGCAACGAAACUGGACUAUCUUCGCCCGUUCGCAGUGGCUACCUGAAGCGCAAAACCUAUUUAAGUCUUCACUAAAUCAAAAAGGAAACACAGCACUGAGAAUAGCAAAGGGUUUCGACAAGAAAAUCAUAGCUUUGGAAUGCAACUUGGAAAUUCACUGUGACUUUUGAACAAAGAUGAACAAAGCUAAUACAUAAAUGAAACAAAGAUGAACAAAGCUACUUGAAAAUCAGUACAUAAUUGAAAAUAAAAUAGUUUAUAUCACAUAACGUCCAAAAAUUCUGGCAGCUAACUAAAACAAAAAAUAAAUAAAGAAAAAUAAAAUGUCAACAAUGCGCUCGUCCGUAGCCUCUUGCAGUUGCACGCUCAUCGCCGACGCCUCCUUUGUCCGCCCAUCCGUCACAUUUGUCCACAACGCUUAAGCGGCAUUUAGCUUAGACAUUAUGAAACUCGUUACUUCCGCAUCCAUUUAAGAGCUUAGUUAUGUACUUGCAUGUAGUCAGCGCGCUCCAGCGUUAUGCUUAGUCAUCACUUAGAACGCGCUGAAUAUUUGUUGAAAACCAGCGGCUAAAAAAUAAAACAGAAACCACAAAUAAUAAAUCUCCAAAAACUGCAGCAUAACUAUCUACUCAUAUACUGCAUAUAGUAUUUACGAAAAAAUAAAAAUAAAAACAUUUACUUAGUGGCAGAAGUUAGAGGUUACUUAGGAUGAAGCGGCAAAGCAGCGUUCCAUAUACGUAUGUACUAACCGAUUCAUUUGCGACUAGUUAGUGCUGCAUUAGAACUAAAGAGAAACGAAUGCAAAUAAUAUUUACGCAAAUCACGCCUAAAGUGUCACGUGAAAAUGCAUUGAAAGACUACUUUGUAUUUGCAUCUUAUAGGUACCUGGCUAGAAAGACUGUUUCCUCCUGUUGUAUGAUGGUGUUUCAAUCUACCUAAAUAAUAAAUAUGUGUUAAAUGGAUUUAAGAAAAUGUGAACAAAAAUUAAAACAGAAAGAACAAAGCAAAAACAAAAACAAAACAAACAAAAAAUAUCUAUAUACAGCUAUAAUGCUUCAGAAAGUAUUUUUGAGAAAUGAAAGAUAUAAAUUUUAAAAAUAAAUUAACUAAAAAUUACUACGUGUGUGAAUGCAAACAUACAUACAUACAUACAAAACAUAUUUAUAUAUACACAUGUAUGUAUGUAGAAUAUUGUUCUAAAACCAAAACACAUGCAUACCUUCUUGUAAUAUAUAUAUACACUCAUACAUACAUACAUCUAAAGCAUAUGACAAAGAACAAAGUUCAAAUUGUAUUUACUAGAGAAUAAACAGAGUUACUCAAGCUAUCUAACUACAUACAUACUUACAUACAUAUAUAAUUAUAUAAUUGGAAUAUCGAACAAAUUAAAUAAAUAAAUCUAAAUAUCUACAACUGUGAAGCAAACUAAGCUAAAUAAAAUCAAAAGCAUAAACAAUCUAAAGGCGAUUAAAACCUAAUUUUAGAACAAAAUCUGUUCCACAAAAACAAUUUAUUAUAAAUAAUUUAAGUAAAGCAUCAACACAAAUGAAAUGUAAAAAUUUUGAAAUGCUUAAAAUGUGUUUGGAAACUUCAAUUUUUCCGAAAACUACCAGCAGCUCAUAUGUAGGUAAAAAAUUAAAAAAAAAGGCUAUUUUGCUAAAUUGUAAAACAAUGACGCUUUUUUAAGCAAACGUAUAAAGAAAUACAAAUGCAAUUAAAUUUUCAAAAAAACAUAAAUACUUUAUGGGCAGUAAAUAUUACUACUACUAAAUAUUAGAUCUCUCUUUCAUCGUGAUAACGUUCGAGAAGCAUUUUGCAUUUAUGUGUAUGUUAAAAAAAAAAGAGUUUAGAAAAAUUUGUUGUGCGUAGAUUUUUAGCAAUAAGUGUUAGUCAAGUGAAAAAAAUAAAUCAUGCUUGGUCAUUUUAACGAACAAAAUUUAGUGAUUUCUAUUGUUAUGAUAUUAGUUCUCAGGUGAAUUUUUAAGCUGCCUAAAAGUAGACUAUAUAGAAGAAAAUAAUUUUCACUAACAAACUAUUUACAAUGCAGUUCUGCGGUAAAGAUCCAUACGAGUAUAUGGUAUUUACAUACUAAAGUAUAUAUGUAUGUAUUAUUGAUUGGGUUUAUAAUGCGCAACUAUUGAAUGAUGCAUUUACAGUUAUUGGACAAUUGCCGGGGUUUUCAAAAUGCUCCAUAUAGCAAUUGAAAUUUCAAAAGUACAGUGCACUCGCGAUAACUCGAACUAAUUAAAACAGGCGCUGUUCGAUUUAUCGAAUUUGUUCGACUUAUCAAUUGAGUGUGCUAUGUUAAAAAAACAGUCAUCGAUAUCGAUUUUUCGAUCGAUUGUUGAAAAUGGAAGCCAGUAGAAAAUUUCUGUGGUAUAGUUUCGUUAUACGAAUUACAUUUUGGUCCAUUGGCUGGAUCAAUGGUGUCACAUUCGGCGGCAUAAACAUAGUUAAAAUUAAACCAUCCUCGGACUUUAAUUCGAUUUCGUUGGGAUGUGAUGGGGCACUACACUAAUGUUAAACACUUCAACCUUUUACGAUCCAUUACUCACAUGCACUGAUACACUACAAAUGACAAAUUUAAAGCAAUUUGGUCAAUGCAAGAUGUUGUUCCCAGAAAACUAACGGGAUAUUAACGUCGAAAUAUUCAUAUGGACAAUACACUAGUAUACAUAUAAUUUAUAUACAUAUACUAUUACAUAUGUAUGUAUGUACAAAAUGUACAUGUUUGAAAAGAAUGUGUGUACAAAUAAAUUUGUUUUUUUGUUCGAGUUAUAGCGCUUUAAUAUUGUUCGAGUUACAAACUAGUCAAUAGGGAAAAAAAUGUGUUCGAGUUAGCACGUCGUUCGACUUAGCGGCUAUUCGAGUUACCGCGAGUGCACUGUAUUUCUCAUAGAUAAAAUACUCAAAAUGGAACGCUAUGAAAUGAAAGUUAAGGGGGGAGCCUGGUUUAUAAGGUCAAAAAAAUCAAUUUUUAUUUUCGUUUUAAGCGAUUCCAAAUAUAUUUCAGAAUAUUCACACAAAGUUACAGAGCCUAAUUCUCAAUAUUUCCGUAGAUACAAAGUCAAAGGUAGGCGAGCGUUAGGUAGUUACGCUGUGACCGGACAGCUAUAGUACAAACUUUAUCUUCUUUUCUCGACUAAUCGAAAAAAACUAAUGAACCUUUUGAAAUGAAGCAUAGCUUGCUCCCUUCAGUAUUAAAUUCUCUUCUAUUUGAACUAACAAAAUAGAUAAAAAAAAAAUGUUCAAGAUUUUUAUACCAAGUUGAAGUGAAUUUUUUUUUAUAGAAAGGCAUUUUUUUCUUUAAAACCUCCAAAAAGUUGAAAUUUUGGAAUUUCUCUCAGUUUUCUUAGUUCAUAUAGAAUAAAAAAUCAUGAUAAUUAGAAAUCCAUUUGAAUUUUUUGCUUUAGAUAAUAAUUACGAGCUGUAUCUUGUACGCCAGUUGGAAACUGCAGCGUUGCAGCGCUCUACUAAUUUCUAUGUUAAACAUUUUUUUCAACUUAUUUUAACCAGUACAAAAAUUUUUUAUACUUUUUAAAUGUUCAUUGAAAGAUAGAAAAAACUUUGCAGUGCUAAGUUAAUUUAUUCCUUAAAAAAAAAAAAUCGCAAAGAGAUGCAAUUUUUAGACCUCAUAAACCAGGCUCCCCCCCAUAAGAAGCGGAGAAUUCAGAAGCAGCAUUUUCUUCAUAGCUCUCCUCUUUUGAUAGAUUACUUCAUCGUCCGGUCAUUUUUGUUGCGCUCAGAAUUUCACAGCAUAAAAAAAUAUUCUUUAGUUUUGUGAAACCAUCUGGCUUCCCUCUAUGUACACGCUCAAUAGGGCAAUGUGGUGAUUUUGUUCUUCCACUUGCAUUGUAAUGCACGGGAUGCAAGCGAACCAGUCCUGCUAUGCAUUAUGCCCCAAUUAGUGGUGGCGUAGCUACCCGUAACCAUAACCAUAGCCGCAACAUUACAGCCUGUGUCGUUUAGCCAUGCGACAACCAUAAAUAGCUGAUAUUGAAGUAGAAUUAAUGACAACAUUUGCAUUUUGUAAUAAAAAAACGGAUAAUUUUCCGCUAAGUCAAUUAAUUUUUCGUCGUUCAUUUCUAAUAUUUAAAUUUUUAACGCAGAUAUCAGAACAAAUGUCAAGUAUUUCACAGCUGCUUACGCUUACGGCGAAAACUCAAAAUACAAUAAAUACGUACUGCUACGGUUACAGCUAUGGCGCUAUGGUGCGGCAUCUAUAACCGUUUACAGUGAUGCCAAUAUGUUUGAUCAGAACAGCUGAUUGCUGUGGUUACGAUUAUGGCACCACUAAGCGCAGCUUUACACUGAAACAUCGAGCGGGGUGUAGGGCUUUGCCAAUGUGUGUGUGAGAAUGUGAAAACUUCGCUGUUGAACAGAAAUAACGAAGAAACGUUCCAUACAUACCUACACCCAACGACAAAAAAAGUUUGCUCUUGGAUCAUAGGGACAUGUCAAGUUGUACAGUCAAAAUAUCAAAUUAAAGAAAAAUUGUAUAUUAUGUGUUAUGAAUGUUUAUGAAAGUUUAGUAUUAAAAUGUUAAAUUUGAGGUAAUUUCUUCACUUUGUAUUGAAUUAUUUAUUUUUAUUGAAAUGACUAAACAAAAAGACUAAAGAAAUUAUGAGAAGCCGUAUUACAACUUGCAUUAAGAUUUAGUAUUAAAUACUCGUUUGCUUUUGAUGAAAAUGUUUAGAUCUUAUUACUUAUUGCUUAUAAAUUAUAUAUGAUAUUGAACAUUAAAAAACAGGUAAAAUUAAAUUCCUGUUAAAGUCAAAUAAAACACAAUAGAGCGCGCCGCUUCCUUUGGCUUUUAUAAGAGCUCCUAUUCGUUUGGGCAUUGACUCGUUUAAUUUUGUUAAUUUUGCUUGGCCAACCCCAUUUUACCACACCACCAGAAUAGCAUCUUUUAGAGCCUUUGAUGGCCUACAACAUUAUUUUAUUAUCUACAUUAUCCUCAUUAUUAUUAUCUAUGUAUAACGCGCCCGCUAGUACCUGGGUUAGAAGCCCAUUGUGGGCAUGGAACACGAAAUGAUAGAAUAGACCUUCUAAUUGCGAUCAUACUUCGGCAGGCAAAGACAAGCCUCCGAUUGUAUUUCUGUCAAAAAACAAAGGUCCUCAUACACAUACAAAUAGAUCUGCCGUUCGAAGGCAGCGUAGAAUUGUGGGUCCAUCCACUUGAGAAAUAACACCGCAAAGAAGAAGCGCAGCCCAACACCACAAUUUAUCAGCCUAUUGUUACAGGUCUAAACUCUUUUGUGCUAAGCAACACAUUUUAUGCCCAGGGUUUUUCCUGAUUUUGAACUUAGAAGAUAUAAAAUAAAAUAUAUUUAAUUAAGAUAAUCAAAAUUGCCAGAGUUCUAAAAAAUAUUUACAAUCCGGGCUCGAUUGCAAGGAGCCGAAUCGUUCUAAAAUAUGGCAUAAUCGCAAUCAGCGAGAACUUCCUCUACCGUAAGCACCACACACCAUCAAUAAGUAUGCCAAUGUACGUAACGACAUUUACAGAAAACAUCACGAAAAUUAUUAAUCCAACUGCCGUAGAUUCGAUGCAUCGCUACACCACUACAUACUAUAUGUAUGCCGAGUGCUUAAUAGUGUUGAGAGUCUUUCUAGGACUAUAUCGUUCGCCAUCUUUCCGCCUCACACGCAGUGGGCCUUGCGAGCAAAGCAAAUUCAAUUUUGAUUCAGCUGAGGAGAUGGCCUUUUUCCAGCUGCUGACACUAUAAUAGGCUCAUUUUUUGCAUGCAUUGGUUUCCUGGCAGAUUUCUUGAAUUUCAGGUGUAUUCUUUUCAAGACCAUUUCACUUUGGCUGCUAAAUUCCUGCAGUUGAUGUUUUAUCUCCUCGCUGUGCCAUUUCGUUAUAGAUAUAAAAGCACUUUAAAUAGUUUCCAUCUCCUUGCGUUAGAGCCUUCUUUCAAAUCGCGUUCGUUGUACGUUUAUGGCUGCCAAUUUCUUCAUUUGGGUAUGAUUUUGUGUCAGAGCGAGAUAACGAAUUCCUACUUAUAUAGGUGAUACGAGAUAUUUCUCUUUUAGUCGCGUUAUUUUGGAUUGCGCAUUUUGUCGAAAGGGACACAGGCUUUUGGAUUAAUCUGCGUAUUGAAAUAUUUAAAUUUUAAACUUUUUUUUAACUGAAUAAAUUUUUUAACCAUAUUAACAA